AUGAGGAGGAGGGCUGCCACUCUGUUUCUGCUGCUCUGCUGCUCCAUCAGUCAGGGCCGGUCGGAGGCUUCAGUCCCUCCGGCGCCCGUCCUCUGGGAUGAGCUGCGAGGGCUGAAGGAGCUGGUGCUGAGCCUGAAGGCAGAGGAGGUGGGCCGGCGUCAGAUCCUGAGGAGUGUGGAGAGCUGGCUGAGGGACGGAGAGGUGGAGGCCGAGCAGCAGAGACAAAGUAUGGAGGGACUGAAGGAGGAGGCACUCCGACAGGCAGAGGAGCUGAGGGGGAGGGUGGAGGAGCUGGAACAGCAGAGCAAAGCUCGAGCUCUCGACGUCUUGAAGCUUCAGUCCAGACUGAACAGCAGCGAGAGCUUCAUGGAUGACCUGAAGAAGAAGAACUCAGCUCUGGCGGCGGAGCUGCCAUUUCUGCAGACGAGACUAAGGGCGAGUGAGAGCACCGUGGAGCAGCUGAGGAGGAAGAACGCAGUCCUGGCGGCCAGACUAUGCAACGCUGAGAGUGUGAUGGAGGAGCUGAGGAGGCAGAUCUCAGAGUUUCCCGUCUCCAACAGCUCGUCUCUGAUGCCUGAGAUGUUGGAGCUGGAGAGUCGACUGAGCAUUCGUCUGGAGGAGCUGACGUCUGACACCGAAGCUCUGCAGAGUCGACUGAACUCACUGCAGGAAACACCAAAACCGCCUUCAGACCUGCAGCAGCUCGGCUCCUCACCAGUCAAAUCUGCGGACGUUUCGGCUCUCAGUGACAGACUCAACGAUGCUGAACGCCGGCUGGAUGAACUGCAGACACAAACCUCAGCUGUCAACAGCUCAUCACUUCUGGAAGAAAAUCUGUUGGCCGUGAAGAGUCGGCUGCAGCAGCUGGAGACAAACAGCACAGAGAUACUGAACAGACUGAGAGACAAUGGGAAACAGUUGGAACACCUGAAGACUGAACACACAGAUCAAAGCUCUGAACUGAUGAACCUGCAGAGAAAACUGAACAUGACUGAGACUCUGCAGGAUAAACUAAACAGAGCUCAGACUGAUUCAAUGAAGCAGCUGCAAAUUAAACUGAACUUUUUGGAGCAUCAGAUACAUCAGCUGCAGACUGAAACAUCAGAUCAAAGCUCCAAACUGAUGAACCUGCAGACAAAUGUGAGCACGAGCGAGAGUCUGCAGGACAAACUGAGCACAGAGAUGUUCAGCAGGCUGAUAGAUGAUGAGAAACACCUGGAAUACCUACAGACUGAACACACAGAGAUACUGAACAAACUGAGAGACAAUGGGAAACAGUUGGAACACCUGAAGACUGAACACACAGAGAUGUUCAGCAGGCUGAUAGACGAGGAGAAACACCUGGAACACCUGCAAGACACACAAAAGGAUCAAAGCUCCAAACUGAUGAACCUGCAGACAAAUGUGAGCACGAGCGAGAGUCUGCAGGACAAACUGAACACAGAGAUGUUCAGCAGGCUGAGAGACAAUGAGAAACACCUGGAACACCUGCAGACUGAACACACAGAGAUCUUGAGCAGACUGAGAGACAGCAGGAAACAACUGGAAGCUCUGAAGAUGGAACACAUAGAUCAAAGCUCCAAACUGAUGAACCUGCAGACAAAUGUGAAUGCGAGUGAGAGUCUGCAGGACAAAGUGAACACAGAGAUGUUCAGCAGGCUGAGAGAUGAUGAGAAACACCUGGAACACCUGCAGACUGAACACACAGCUGUGGAGGUCAGACUGAGAUCCUCUGAGACACAGCUGGAACAGCUGGAGAGUCACGCUGCAGAGCUGGAGGUCAGACUGAGAGAAGGCGAGAAACAGCUGGAUGACCUGAGGACUGAGAACACAGGGCGUGAUGCUAAGAUGUCGGCCGUGACGCUCAGACUGAAUGUCACGGAGCAGCAGGUAGACGAGCUGAUGACACAAAACACAGUGCGAGCUGCUGAGCUGGCUUCUGUUUCAGACCGAAUAACGGCAGCACAGAGAGAGGCUGAAGAGCUGCAGGUUAGGCUGAGAGCCGGCGAGACUGCACUGAACCAACUGAGGACCUCAUCUGAGGACAAUGAUGAAGGUGAGCUGAAGGUGGCCUUUUCAGCUGGUCUGACUGAUUCAGGAUCAGUCGGACCGUUUGAUGAAGAAACAACUCUGAUCUUCUCCAAAAUCAUCACCAACAUCGGUGAAGCCUACAAUCAGACAGCAGCUAGAUGUAUGAUCAAGCCUUCAGACAGUGAGAUCUGUUGGGGGUAUAAUAACUAUUUGAGGUGGUGGAGGUCCUCGCCAAGAACAUUUGGAGCUUCACACACCUUUGUUUUCUACACCUGUGCUGGUUCCUCAGGUGUGUUCACAGCUCCCAUCAGAGGACUUUACUUCUUCAGCUUCACGGCUGCAGAUUACCUGAAAGGUUACAUGGGUCUGCACCUGUACAGGAACAACCAGCCAAUUAUCUUCAACCUGGACCUGAAUGACCACGGCGGCUACACUUCCACAUCCAACACUGUGUCUCUGCAGCUGGAACAGGGGGACCGGGUGCGCCUCAGCCUACCGGCCAGCUACCGACUUUACGACGACUCCCGAAACUUCAGUGUGUUCUCCGGCUUCCUGCUGUUCCGCCUGUGACUGCAGCAUCCCCGGAUCCAGGAUGUGACAGCACAAUUUUGAGGAGGGACCAAUCAAAUUUCAGGAGGAGCAGUGACUUUAGUCCCACCCCUGUGAAUGUAGCAGUUAGGUGAAAUUAUUUUCU
Molecule: messenger RNA, 2725 nt
Organism: Archocentrus centrarchus (flier cichlid)
Lineage: Eukaryota; Metazoa; Chordata; Actinopteri; Cichliformes; Cichlidae
Product: putative protein tag-278
Exons: 27
Coding region: 1-2601 (866 amino acids)
Molecular function (GO): protein binding
Source: RefSeq, a predicted model, not a curated record